Linum trigynum is the source of this 2062-nucleotide messenger RNA. The record is from the annotation of a GenBank genome assembly. NCBI's taxonomy places the organism in Eukaryota, Viridiplantae, Streptophyta, Magnoliopsida, Malpighiales, Linaceae.
CCAACGGGACAAGAGCCGCAACGCCCUUCGGGGGAUGGAGCCGCAUACUCCCAGUCAGUGGGAAGCUAGUGCCUAUGAAGCUGGCGGAGUACAUGGGCAGGAGAGUAAGCGGGCUUGUACUUAGGCCCGUAUGAAUAAACCGCAUCAGGAACCUCGCUUCCCUCCCACAUAUCCGCAUGCAGGCGCACGCGGUACUCGCGAUCCGCAACCGCCUGGAACGGAUGAAUCAUCGGCGUUUCUGACAGAGCUAACGAAGGAGAAUCCGCGACCGAGUCCUCCCUGGCUGAGUCACAAGGCGUGUCUUCCGGCACGUUUUCAGAGGACAGCUCCACCAAGGUUGUCCCCAACCCGGGAGGUCGCUCCGCGCUCAAUCAAGGAGGUAGCCGUGUCGGUUAGCGCGCCCACUCCUAGCCCUAAAAUGCAACCGUCAGGUCUAUCUACACGCUCACUCGCGACAACCGCAUUACCACCCCCACACAGCAAUUCAAUACCCUCUGAGUCCCAUUCUAUGUCGGAUAAACUUAAAGGGUGGGAAAAAGCGGGCAUACCUACUCCAGGGGCAGGACCGCCUGCACUGACGGUUUUAGCGGAGGUACGCGUAGCGCCAACGCUAACGCGAGGAGCGGCGACGUUGCCGGUGGCAGUGGCCGCCUCCAUGCCGGACGCGGUGGUCGUCGCAGCAGCGGAAGGAGUGUUGGUGGCGACGUCGGAAGCAGACGGCGGCGCCGAUUCGCCGGAAAGGCCGCGGUUCUGGCUAUCGGAAGGGGUGGUUGAUUGAGAAACCAUCGCGGAAAACUGCUUUCUCUUCUUCUUCUUGUCUCGUUUCUGGGAUUUUCUCAAAGAAGAAAGAAACUGAUGUCGUUCCGCCGGAAUCGAAGGAUGAGUCUCCAGAUAACGAGAGAGAGAACUUAGAGCACCCCGCAAUUUUGAAAUAAGUGGCAAGGAAAGAGGGAAUGCGAAGGUUCUUCUCAACAGAAACACUUGGAGUAUAUAUAGCGGCAAAAGAGACUGAUGUGACGGUUGAGUGCCCGAGGGGGAGCUUUAGGCCGCAAAAGUCAAAAACGGGCAGGUGAAAGGACGUUUUGCCUGCCCGGUGUCAGAGCACGGAAACCAACGCGUAAGGCGGUCGGAGCGCCGCUUAGGCAGGACAACCCUAGGUCUCCGGCGACCAGGGGCAGAAUAGGACAAGGAGGAGGAGCAAACCGCUCAACUAGCUGAGAGCAUUAUUGGUAGCCGCCAAAACCCUAGGCUUUUCCCGCCUAAGGGGCAAUUGUUGGGCCGCAUAGUUGAGCGUACUUGGGCCUCGGGCCCAAAAGAGGCGAGUCGGACUUUAAGGCCCAAUAAGGAGGCCGGGCCCGAUCGAAAGACUAGGUCAGCGGGCGGUCCAUGAUCGACUGCGAACCCGAGGAAUAGAUAAGGGCGCCUGACAUAAAGCAACUGAGCAGCACAGAAGGGCAGGGAGCCGUUGAAGAUGCGUAUCUGGUGUCAGGCAAGACUGAGCAUUUAUUGCCAGCCACAGGCGGCCUGCAAAAAGGCUGAAAGUCUGCCCAGGACGCCUGACAUUACCCAAAAAGCCUACACGGGGCGCCCGACCAGGUCUGGGGCGCCCGACACAACAUUUAAUGCCCCAACCACCCUUUAACCAGGUAUAAAUAGAGGGUGAGAGCAUUAAUGGUAAGGCCAACUACUAUUCAUCUCUCUACAUAAAUUCUUAUCUCUCCCCUUCUCUCUCUAACUUAAGCUUCGGAGGGUGUCCCGGGCGAACCGCCCCGGACCGCUGUUUUGCAGAGUAUCAGGAGUACUCCCCAACAUCCAAGAACAGACGCCUCGCCCCAGCUCCACAAACCGCCUAGUAUCUACUUAGGCACAAACACUAAUGAAUUGAGUUUGAGUCGCAUCUGGCUUCGUUCUCUAGACAUGCAUAGCCCUUCAUAUGAGUUUAAUCUUGUUCUUUAAUUUCUGUCUCAGUCUACUACCCGCAUAAAGAAGAUGAUAUUACAUAAUAUAUACUUUGAGGAUUCAUAAAUAAGGCACUCAAGGCUAAUAAGAAGAAAAACAGGAA